AUGAUUUAAUUUUAAGAAAUCCUUACUGAAUGCUGAAACAAACAGGUAUUUGUUGAUACUUUAACAGUUGAAUUGGUUUUAUCAAUACAUUCUGGCACCACCGGCCCCUUUAAGAACGUUCAGAUUUUUGAUAUGGAACAAAAUGACAAUGAGUUCGACACUCUUGAUCUAUUCGGACUGGUUCGGAGUUACUGCUAGCACUAUAAUGUGGAUCUGUGUAUCAUCUGUGUAGUUUUGGUAACUCAUCUUAUUUCCUGUGUGCAGCCUGAGCCAGCAGGAGCACAUAGGUGUUAAAUGACACUCUGUGCUACUUUGUGUCGGUGGAUAUAAAGACUUUCUCUAGGUCCAUAACUUUCUGUCUGGGUCGCCAUCCAGACAACAAUACCUGUGAUUGUUCAGUGUUGUUGAACUUAACGGAGGGCUGCCAUUGUCGUGGCUUUAGUUCUGUUGAACGUUUACCCAGAGGACUUUGAAGCAGCCAACAAAAGAUGGCCCAUAUACACGGUGGCGGAUGAAUGGGAAGGCAUCAUGUAAGCCGCGAAGAAAUCUACUGGCAUGCAUGAGAAGUGGGAUUCACUCGAGCCUCAGCGUUCACCGCUGAGACAAGAGGAAUGAAAGUGACGGCCGUGGAGAUGCCUGCAUCCUGUUGUUAUCAAAACCGACGCGCUGGAUUUACUGCAAAGUUGGGUUUCGUUGGGAAAACGAAGUAAAAAAAAAAAAAAAAAAGGUCGCAUUUGGUGCCAGCAAUUAAGGCCCUUUUGUCUUUGUCACGUUUAUAAUUAGUUUUCCUUUUCUUUUUUUUUUGCCCCAUUCAGUGUAGCUUCACUGACCUGUUAAAUGAGGGCAGAGCGUUGCGGUGGGCUCGCGGACGGGGGGCAAAAUUAGACGAUUAUUUUUAACAGCUUCCCACAGAGGACAGCUCAUAACGACGUGGGAGCACGCCGAGGCAGCGCUGCUCCUGGCACAACGUUUUGGUUUGUCUUUCCUCCAUCUCGCUUUCUGAGUAAAACUUUGCCGGUUUGGAAAAGCGGUUUUUAGGCGGGAAGAUGCAGGAGACGAAGGAACGGGAGAAACUGGCCGAGGCCAUCAGUCAGUGGAACAGCGACAGACUGGACUUGUUUGAGAUCAGCCAACCUGACGAGAACCUGGCGUUUCAUGGCGUGAUCCGCUUCUCCUUCGAGGAUCACAAAGAAGAAGGCAGCGUGGCCACAAAGUGCCUGCGGGUUUGCAGCAGCUUGUCGACUCGCGAGGUCAUUGAGACGCUUUCAGAGAAGUUCAGGCCGGAUAUGAAGAUGCUGUCGACAAAAUAUUCUCUCUAUGAGAUCCACGCAAAUCAAGAACGUAAGUUGGACCUGGAUGAGAGACCUCUGGUCGUACAAUUGAGCUGGACCUCGGACAACCGAGAAGGGCAGUUUGUGCUCAAAAAAGCCCAGGAGAGAUUGGAGGAAAGUUAUUAUGAGAAAGAAAAAGAAGGCCUUCUUCAAACCAUCAAGAGGACACUGUCAAGAAAAGGGAAAAAGAAAGAGGAAAGCCGAGCCAGCGGAGCAGAGAGGGCGUCAGAGGGCGAGGACGGACCAGCUGAAGAUCUGCUGUACAACAGCGACCGCUCGUCCAGCCUUGAGCCUCUGAGACGUUGCGAAAAACACAAAAGAAAUCAGAUUCCUGAAGGUAAUAUAAACAGCAGAUACUGUACGUCCCCAUUUGUUUCACAAGUUUCACAACUCAUUUCAUCUUUAAUUCACUCAGACUCUUCAGAUCAACCUGGAUUACCGGUUAGAGUAAAGAUCUGCGACGAUGCCGAGGAGCCCUUCCUGUCCGCAGUCAUAAAUUACACCAACAGCUCCACGGUUCACUUCAAGCUGUCCCCCGCUUACAUCCUCUACGCUGCGAGUCGCUUCGCCCUGCGGCGCCGGCGCAGCGGAGGCUCUCCGUCGUCUGCAAGCACGCACCCCGUAACGUCGAUCACAAACAAAAUGGCGACCAUGAUGGGAAAGGUCAUCCAGGCGAGUUCAAGGCACCGGGCCGUCGCCGGGGUUCUCGCCUUCUGGUUGGCCAAUUCCUCGGAGCUGCUGAACUUUCUGAAGAACGACAAAGACCUUGGCCCGUUCACGAAGCAAAGUCAGCUGGAUCUGUCCCACCAUGUGCACAACACCUACAGAUUCAACGGACCUUACGAUGUCGUGACGUAUCUCGGUCUGACCGCAGAAAUGGUGUUGGACACCUUGAUGAACGCCAUGUCUCUUCUGCGCCGGUGCCACGUCAACCCGGCCCUCACCAUCCAGCUCUUCUCUCAGCUCUUCCACUUCAUCAGCGCUUGGCUGUUUAAUCAGCUCAUGGCGCCAGAACCCGGCACGCCGGGCCUGCGCUCUCACUACUGGGGGGCCGCACUGCGUCAGAGGCUGACCCCCAUCGAGGCCUGGGCGGAGAGGCAGGGCCUGGAGCUGGCUGCCGACUGCCAUCUGGGACACAUAAUGCAGGCGACCACGCUCCUGACAAUGAAUAAGUACUCGGCUUCGGACGCUAAGGACAUCCAGACUUCCUGUUUCAAGCUGAACUCGCUGCAGCUGCGCAUGUUGAUGGACGGGUACAUGUACGGACCCAGCGAGCCUCAGAUCCCCCCUGACUUGACGGAUGCCGUGGCGAAGGCUGCCAAGGCCUCGGCCGAUAACCUGAUUCACAGCGAAGGUGGCGAGCUCCGGCUGACGGAGAGCCUCGACCUGCUGCUGCCUUUCCUGCUGCCGCAGGGAGGAUACUCCUGUGAGACGCUGAGAGGAGUCCCUCAGGGGUUCAGAGAGUUUCUGGAGCCAAUCUGUCAGAAAGGUCUCUGCUGUUUGACGUCUGUGGCUGAUUCCCAAGGAGACUGGACGCUGCAUUUUACUGAAAACACACACACCGAUGGGGAUUUCUACUUGGCAGCGCACAGGCAGCCCGAGGUUGAGAAGGUCACUUUGCACAAGCCUCUGAACAGUGGGAUGGGAGUCAGUAUUGUGGCAGCCAAGGGAGCAGGCCAGAGUAACCUCGGCAUCUACGUCAAAUCUGUGGUCCAGGGAGGACCCGCCGAAAUGAGCGGUAAGCUGGCAGCUGGAGAUCGGCUGCUCAGUGUGGACGGUCACAGCCUGGUCGGACUCAGCCAAGACAGCGCAGCAGCCAUCAUGAUGCGCACCGGCCCCGUCGUCAGCUUACAGGUGGAGAAGUUUGCAGCGAUUUACCGAGGUCUCGGGAACCUACUGAACGAAUCGUUCCCGGAAAACGAAACAAGCAGCAGCCAUUUAAGACUGGACGGCGUUUCCACACUAUACUGCGUUGUGGAUCUCAGCCCCUCGGAGAGAAACCACGGAGGCCGCAAGAGAAACAAAGACCAGAGGGCGCAGAAAUACCGACAGCUUUAUCGCUCCGACCCCAACGUGACCGCUGGCUUUUGCCCGGAGGACGAAGGUGAACUCUUUGACCCCGGGGUGAGAGGAAACAGCUUUUCAUCCGUUUCCAGCGACAACCUUUGUGCCGAUACGCAUCCCAGAGAAUACCUGACGCUGCCGAACUCUAAGUCCAAGGACAAGUCUGAUUUUGAGCCGAAGCGGCCGACGCAACCGUUUACGAUGGCUGUGAAUCCUUCAAGUGAGCAGAGCGACAGCAGGAGAGGCUUCAUGCGUCACGCUGUCUCUCAGGAGAGCUUGUGCGCAGACGCUGGAGGCCCCCUGCUGGACCAAAAGCAGAACGCACGCACACUGAGGAACCAGAGUUCCAGUCAGUCGACAAAUUUCUGCCGAUCCGUUGCUCUCCGCUCAAGCGUUUCUACACACUACGUCCCGUCCGACCGCAAACAGCCGCCCCGUAGUCCGGCCGGCGUCUGGAGGAACCCGUUUCCGCAGCAGGCCACGCCUACGCCGUCGGCCCGGCCGAUACGCAUCGACAUCCCCGUCGCCGUCUCCAGAGCAGGCGGCGCGCAGUCACAUCCUCCUCUCACCACCUUCCAGCUGAGCCCCUCUGUGCUGAACCGGCUCCGUAAAGCCAGUGAGCAGACAAAGAGCUCCCCAAGCCGAGCGUGUCCAUCAUCAGCGGCCAAGGCGCUGCUCCAGCCCUUGGUUCUCUGGCAGCAGCAGAGGUCAGAAAAACCCCGAUUGUGCAUCACUCCAACGAAGCCCGUUUCCUUCCAGGAGCCUCCGUCCGAGCGGAAGGGCUCGGGGCCGGGCGGCCAGAGCGACCCCCAGGUCCUGCUGCGUCACCCCUGGAGGAGGGAGGCCCAGGAGGUGGUGGAGCGGCUGGAGAGGGAGGCACGGCGGCUCCGAGCCAAGGAGCAACGGAGCGACGAGGAGGACAGGCUGCGGAGGCUGGACCUGGAGUGGAGGUUUCAGAAGAGGGUGCAGGAGAUUCAGCAGAGAGGAGAGGGAGAAGAAGAGGAGGAGGAGGAAGAUCUGGACGUCAUGAUGAUCCUGCAGCAGCUGGACAGAACAUCAGAGAACAAGAUCGGAUCCAUUGGAAACAUCAACAGGAAACAAAACGAGGAGGAAAAGCACGGAGGGAAUCAGCAUUCCUACAAGCAAGAAGGGAAACCAGAUCUCAGAGAAAAUGGACUGAAAGCAGCGUCAGAUGAGUGAGUUUACACUUUGAAGCACGUUUAGGGUCCAGAACAUGUUCAGCAUUCACAAAUGCUAAGAAAUAAAAACUUAUCCCUGAGUAAUACAAAUUCUCAGACCCUAUACAUGAAACACAGCAACUUGCUUGUGUCCGUGGAAACCACUAAUUUCAAGUAUCUGCGUGGUUUUGCGUUAGCAGGAAGCCGUCGGAGAAAAUCAAGAUGGCGUCGGCUCCUGAGAAGCUCACAUUAAGGGAGCGUCGGCAUCUUUUCUCCCUGGCAACGAGCGCUUAAGUGAAGGUUCCUAGUUUUCUCAAAGAAAACCUCUGAACAGAAU
Molecule: messenger RNA, 4910 nt
Organism: Xiphophorus couchianus (Monterrey platyfish)
Lineage: Eukaryota; Metazoa; Chordata; Actinopteri; Cyprinodontiformes; Poeciliidae
Gene: afdnb
Product: afadin, adherens junction formation factor b
Exons: 21
Coding region: 1047-4595 (1182 amino acids)
Biological process (GO): signal transduction
Cellular component (GO): cell-cell junction
Molecular function (GO): protein binding
Source: RefSeq, a predicted model, not a curated record